Venturia canescens is the source of this 10712-nucleotide messenger RNA. RefSeq names its product Histone gene-specific Epigenetic Repressor in late S phase (gene Hers). Gene Ontology annotation, cellular component: chromatin silencing complex. The record is from RefSeq and is a predicted model, not a curated record. Gene Ontology annotation, biological process: negative regulation of DNA-templated transcription; heterochromatin formation. NCBI's taxonomy places the organism in Eukaryota, Metazoa, Arthropoda, Insecta, Hymenoptera, Ichneumonidae. The transcript is spliced from 12 exons. Gene Ontology annotation, molecular function: chromatin binding; transcription cis-regulatory region binding. The coding region runs from base 102 to 6908 and encodes 2268 amino acids.
GGAAGGGGUAGGGGCUAUGCUCUGAAUGAAAAAAGGCUCGAACGGCGAGGAAAGCUAUUGGAAAUUUGUACAAAGAUGUGAAGGAGGAAGGAACGGCAGGAAUGACGCCGUCACAGAAGAAGGUAGUCGCUGCCCGAAAGGCGCAAAAGACGUCGUCCGUAAUAGCCCGAAAGCUUCGAAUAUUGGCGGACAAGUCGUCCGCUCACUUCGAUACGACGUCAAAGAUCGAUGUGACCAACAGACAACCCAACAAAAAGCAAGUGCGCUCGGAUCGGGUCACCAAUAAAAAAGUUGAGAGCGAGAAAAAAAAAUUACAACAGCUCGAGCGGAGGAGAAUCAAGAUGGAAGAGGCCAAAAAAAGGAACGAAGAUAAAAAAAAAGAACGACCGGAUGAGAACAAAAAAAAGUUUAGCGGUAGCAAAGAUGCGGACAAGAAAAGCGAGAGCUUGCAGUGCAAGCGAGACGAAAGAAAAGCCAAUCAAGUUGGUGAGGAGAAGGAGGAGGAGGAGGAGGAGGAGCCCCCUAACGAAACGAGCAACGAAAGUAGCGAUAUUAACAACAAAAAGGCUCCAAAGACAGAGGAAAAUAACAUAUUGAUCGAAAGGCAAGCUACUACUGAAAGUAAGAAAAAAAAUGACCCAAAACAAGAAAUCGGUAUUGAGGGAGGAAAGGGUGCUGCGCGGUUGGUGGUGAUGGUGGAAGAGGAGGAGAAGGAGAAGAAACAAUUGCAGAAGGAAGAGGAAGAGACUUUCGACGGAGAAGAAAAAGAAGAAGAAGAAGAAGAAGACGAAGAAGACGAAGUAGAAGAAGAAGAAGAAGAAGAAGAAGAAGACGAAGAACAAGAGGAUGAGUUGGAAAAAGAGGAAAAGGCUGAGCCUGGAAAGAAGAAGAGGAAAGAAGUUAAAAGCACGAGAGCCGAGUGUAAAGAAAAUUCAAAGAAUUCGACGACCAAAGAGAAAAACGUAGUAAGCAGAGAAACGAGCGGCGGUGGAGCAAAGAAACAAGUGAGCGAAUCAAGCUCGAAGAAGGAUUCAAAGAAGAAACAACAGCGGAACAAGUCGAUUAAGAGAGGUGUACUCUCUAAAAAUUGUCAUUCGUCGUUGUUGGCGAGAAAAAUGAUGGAAAAGAAAUUGAAGCUAGUCAAGUUGGUAACGGGAUCGGAUGAGAAGAAUGAGGCGGAAUAUCGGGAGAGCGAGGAAGAAAAAUUUACCGGUAUGAUAAACAACAGCGUAACUGAAUCCGAAUUAAACAAGAAAAUUUGCGCUCAAAAUUGCAGAUUCCGAGCGGUGGCGAGGACGGCGAGUCUGCAGAUCAAACCGAAAUUGACUAAACGAAUGAAGGCCAAAUUAUCUACGAAAAACGUCAAGCUGAACGGUGUACCGAAAAGCGAAAUAAAAAUAAAGAAGAUGGUGGCCAAGAGAAAAAUUAAAGAAUCAGCGAUCGAGUGUACGAACGAGAAAGGAACCGAGGGUGAGAAUCGUGAGAGCCGCCGCUCAAUCACCGACGAUAUCGUGCCGAUAAAAUGUGAAUUUGGCCAAGAUAAGGAAGAGAAUUUCAAGAUUGAGAAAGAGGACCGAGGAAUGAAAAACUCGGAUAGAAAGAAAACAAUGAUGAGCCCGUCGCGAACGAAAAUGAUAAAAAAAUGCGUCCAAAAAGUUAGCAAAUUAGCAACGAUGAAACGUCAACGGUGCGAAGAGGGUGAUCCGUUGUCAACAAAAUCGAAUGAUGUAAGUCAGGAUGAAGUUGUGAAACUCACGAGAGGAUUGAGCGAUAUCGAUUCGGUCGAUUGCAACAAAAUUCCGCCCGGGCUUGCUGCAGGUAAAGAAGAUGGCUCGAUAAAAAAGGAUCCCACGGUCGAGAUGGCCAACAAUAUCGUUGUAGAAUCCGUCAUCGAUGACGAGGGUGUAGAAGCGGAAGACGAGGGCGAUGGGGGCGAUGGGGCCGAGGAGGACGAGGAAAACGAGACGAAGAAGAAAAAGAAGAAAAAGAAGAAGAAGAAGAAGAAUAAUAAUAAUAAUAAUAAUAAGAAUAAGAAGAAUAAUAAUAAUAAGAAGAAGAAGAAGAAGAAGAAGACUGAUGGUGAUGACGAUGAUGAAAACGGCGACGGCGAAGACGACGACGAUGACGUCGACGUCGACGUCGACGUUGACGACGACGACGACGAUGACGACGGUGAAGAGAUGACCGAUGAUCGGUGUAAUCGUGGAGGUGAAGCAAGUCCAACCUCAGCUUCUGAUUCCGAAGACAAUUACGUUCUUGAGAGAAGCGGCGGGAGAGGUCGCCGUAAAAAUGGAAAAAGUUCGGAUGUUCGAACCGAUAAAGAAGAACCGGAUGGUUCCUCGUUGGAAGAGAGAGCGAGAAGAAUGAGACUGUUUGGUUUUUGGAGCGGUCCGAAGCGACACAGAGUCGCGUCAUUGAACGCUUUAGCAAAGGUACAUUGUCUGUACGAGAACGAAGCCGGUGGGGUUUAUCUUGGUGGUUUUUGCAAGCCAAGGCCGGAUAAUCAAAGACCGAAAAGAGGGGUCAUCGCGGCGAGAAAAGAUGAAUCGAAGGAGCAAGUACAAAAAGUCAAACAAGAGAAAGAUCAGCAGCCAAAAAGAACAAUCGAUCGCAACAAAAUUUCCAACAACGGUAACAAGAGAAAUUUACGGAACGUUCCGGGUUUGCGUGGAAAACAUUGGGACAUGAUCGAAUCGUCGUCGUCGUCGUCGUCGUCGUCGUCGUCGUCGUCGUCGUCAUCGUCAUCCUCUUCCUCCUCCUCCUCCUCCUCCUCCUCGUCAUCGUCUUUCGAUAACUCGGACAACGAAGGAGCUAAGCGACGGGACAAAAGCGUUAAACGUUCGAAAAAAAAGAAGGCGACGACGACGACGACGACGACGACGACGACGACGACAACGAGAAGAAAAAAAGUUGAACAAGUGAUGGAUCUCAAAGAUAUGGUUGUUUGCAAGAGAAUGGCGAGUCUGAACGCGAGUGCUAUACUCGCCGCCUCGUACUCGGAUGAGAAAAAUCGUAUCGGUUCGUCUUCGCCGAGCGAUACUUCCAGUGAAUCCGAGGUCGAAAUUGUUAAAAGGCGAAAACAGAUCGAUCACGGAGAUACGGAAAACAAACGAAAGUCCGUCAAUCGUAAUUCCGAUACGAAGGAGGAACUCGUUAAGCCGUCCAACAAAGUCGUAAUCGUCAACCAGGACACGGAUGUUACCAUUACCGGUGUAUACGUCAACCAAACUCGAUCGACCCAUCACGAGGGUUUUUGCAGCAUUGCGGGAAUGCAGUACAGAAUCAGUUCGACGAGUCAUACGCAAACGGCCGCGACCGCUGUAGCUACCGAACUCCACGAACAGCAACAAAAGCCAGAACAGCCGUGCAAAUCUUACACACCACUGGGAGCUCUCUCUUCGAUGCAACCCCCCGGAAGUCAAACUCAUCAUUCGAACGUGUCACCUCGAAGACACUCGGCAUUCUCGGCUCCCCAUCAGCAGCACGUGGAUUUCGCACGCGAGGACAAACCCGGAAUGAUAAUAAUUGCGGGAUACUAUCAGCCGGCUGGUCCGCUGAUUCAGCAUCCUCCGAUGUUGCCUCCGGUGAAGGCUCCACCGCCGGAACCAACCCCGACGCCGCCUCAUAAUUCCGAGGGCUCGGACGAUCUUGUCAGCGCCUCGAACACUCCAGGAGGUACCAAUAGCACGGGUGGGGGAGCGAGUUACUACCGAGCUUAUUGCCCGCAAUACUACGGUACGCCACCGCAAUAUCAAGAAUUGUGUUAUCCACCGGGCUAUCCUCAUCCACAUUCGCAUCCGCCACCUUACUACAAAUAUGCCCCAGCUUAUAGGAGGCAGUAUUACGGAUAUCCGGGAGGAGACGCCGGCGGUGGAACGGGAGGAGGAGCAGCAGGUCCUGGAGCCGGAGUCGUGGAGUAUCAAUCACCACCGCAACCCGGUGAAUAUCCGGCGAUGCUCCCAUAUUACGGUGCUUAUCCACCUCCACCGCCACCGCUACCUCCACCACCGAAUCCAGCGUAUUUACACGCUCAAGGACGAACUUUGGUAGAUCGUGAGUAUUUUCAUGGAGCUUUUCAAGGUUGUCCAUGCCCGAUGCAAUCGUGUCCAAAAAACGUGGAUACUGGGCCCCUUAUUGGUAAUGGUAAGGGGGCGCCAGUGGCAUCGGGUCCCGGUCUGUCAUUGCCACCCAGUGCUUUGGUAGGGCCGCCCUCGCCGGCGAGAGGUCUAGCCGGGCUAGCGCCUCCACACGGUGCCAAUGCCUGGGACACGGAUCGCGUCCAAAUCAACCUCGAAUCUCAGGGUCAGCAGCAGCAGCAGCAGCAGCAGCAGCAACCCCCGCAACAUCAACAACAACAACAACAACAACAACAACAACAACAACAACAACAACAACUACAACAAAUGAGACCGGCGGUUGCCGUUGCAACAGUCGCCGCUGUCGGCUCGUCCGUCCACGGUAUUCCACCCGAUGUUCAUGGUCGAGCGCGCAAUUCCGAGUGUCGGACAAAGAAAGAAGAGACUUACACGGAGGAUAAAUUGGGCAAGUGCAAUUGUCAGAAACACGCGUGUACGUCAACGUGCGAGGUCAAACUCGAGGCGCUAUCCCCAACGGAGACGUUGUCCUCAUCUUCCUCGUCGUUGUCGUCUACAUCGUCGUCGUCCUCGUCGUCAACGUCCUCUACCUUGGCUCGCCAGAAUGAUAAAGCUACGCUACCUGAUUUAAAGCUCGAAAACAAUAAUGUCAAAUGCGAAUCGUGUAGCGCCGGCGGCGGUAUCGAUGCGGCAGCUCAAGGAAAUUUAUCGUGCUCGGCAAAUUGUAACGUCAAGUGCGAAACCGGUUAUAAAUGCGAGAUAUUAAAGUGCGAGCAAUGCAUCAAAGAGGGAGAGAUGACGAUGAUGGAGCUCGAGAAAGAUUCGGCUAUUACGUUGAUGGAUGAGAAAAGGCUCGCUGUCGAUUCGAGCGUAAAAAAAGAACAGCUCAACGACGUAAUUAUCGUCAACACGCCCAAUUGGCAGAAGCCGGAUUACGAGCCAAUUGCUCAGGAGCUUCCAAACGAUAAAAUUGUAAUGGCAAUGCUGUCGCCUCUCGAUAACGUCAAUCAUUUUUUCCACGAUAACGAAUCGUCUUCUCUCAUCUCGCCAAAGUGCCAGAAACUUACUAAAAGAAAAUUGUCUCUCGAUAGUCUGUCGGAUAUUACAAAAAAGCGAAAACUCGACAAGAGGACGCUUUCGGCCGGCUCGACGACGGGUUUAAUCACUGCCGCGAUCGCUGACUCAACGGAAAAUGAAUGUCUCUCGCCCCGGCUUGGUGGAACUCGGUCUAGGCAAAAGGACAAGCGCAACAGUGGUGGAAAUGGCAUGGACGAUACAUCCGCUGUCGUUAUGGGAGUUUUCAAAAAAUCAGUUGGGAAAAAUAGUCAAAAGCGAAAGAACGACGAGGUUGAUACGAGCGAUGGUAAUGGUGGUGGUGGUGGUGGUGAUGGUGGUGGUGGUGGUGGUGGUGGUGGUGGUGGUGGUGGUGGUGGUGGUGGUGGCGGUCGUGGAGGCGGUGGCGGUUGCGGCGGUGGCGGUGGCGGUGGCGGUUCUUGUAUCAACGAGUGCAAGAUUGGACCAAAGAGAGCUAAGAUAACGAAAGCCCCAAUAAUCAACAACGGUAUCGUAAAUCAUGGCUGCAAGUUGACCGCGACUGAAAUUUCAAUCAACGAGACGAUCGAUGAUGUUAUUCAGCAAGGUUUGAAAAUGUCGCACAAAAAAAAAAUUGUUCCGGCGGCAAAUGUGAUCGAACGCAAGGGAGCACAACAGCAGCAGCAGCAACAACAACGGCACCAGCAUCACCACCAGGGUGAAGCUGAAAAAAAGAAGAAAGAAGCAAAUUUGAUGUCGGCGAUAAAAAAAGUAUCGAGAAAAAUGAGUGUCGUUAAAACGGCGGUAGCUGCUGAAAAAUUAAAUUCCACCAAGAGCAACUUGAUUGAAAACAAACCUGGAGCGAUGAACAAGAAUCAGGAAAGCAGAUGUAAGAGCAAUAGUAGAUCGAAAACGAUGGAAACGAGAGAGAGAAGCGGAAUAGAUGCCAAGCUCAAAGUGCCGGAGAGCCAAAAGACGAAGGAGGUGGUAAUGGUCGCCGACGGCUUCGAUUUGAUGAUUGAAAAAAAUCGCGCUAUCGAUAUUUCCGAUAGCGCCAAGAGAGGGGCCUUAGUUAAGAAAAAACGAAAAAGUACAAAAACUUGGUGCGCGAAGAAAGUUACCGGGAAUGUCGCUGGUAAACAGGAGACAGGUGAGAUUAUCACGUCGGAUAAUGGUAAUUUGGCAAAAAGGUCCUUUCUCAAGCCUAAGUGGAGCAACGGAUGGAGCUGGGAGGGAGAUUCGUACGAGGCCAAAGUUUACCUGACGAACGAAAAGUCGGCUAUACGUCGCUGUUACGCCAGUAUGAGACACGUAAGCGGUGACGUGCUGAGGCCGCGGGAUUGCGUCCUUCUAAAGAGCGGACAGAGGAAAGCCGAUUUACCCUUUGUCGCAAAAAUCGCGGCGCUGUGGGAAAAUCCGGACGACGGUGAAAUGAUGUUCUCACUCCUAUGGUACUACAGGCCAGAACACACGGAACACGGUCGUACCGACUACGACACGGAGGACGAGGUGUUUGCAUCUCGUCAUCGCGAUGCCAACAGUGUCGCUUGCAUAGAAGACAAAUGUUAUAUUCUAACGUUCAACGAAUACUGUCGGUAUCGGAAAAAUCUGCGUAGAAUCGAAGAGGGUUUGGAGAGCCCUGGUCUAAUAGUACCGCCGGGCGAACAAGCCUAUUCCCGAGAGUCAAGACAACCACCAAUACCCGUACCCGCGGAUAUGGUACUCUUCUGCCGCCGGGUGUACGAUUAUCGCGGAAAAAAACUCGUCAAGAAUCCCGGAUGACUCGAUACCUUGCAAAUCGUUUGAGAAAUAGAAACCAAUGGAAUGCACAAGAUAUGCGAAACGGACACUAAAGCUGAUCGCACGGGUCUUAUCCUUUUAACCAUUUUUCCUCUGGUCAUAUGAGUCAAAAGUAAAAACAAAAAAUAAUGAGGAAUGCAAGAAGAGGAGAAGCGCUGAAACGGAUCGGCGCGUAAAGAUACGGAUCGUUUAUCGGUUGUAUCCGUUCGAACGAUUGUUUAUCAAGAGACUCGUUGAGAUCUCGGGACAAGUAAACAGUUCUCUGCGACAAUAUCGAUGCUUGAAAUACCAAAAAGAAACCCAACUUCAAUACUCACCUUUAUCUGUCAAUGCUGCAUCUCCCUCUGCCCCAUAUCUACCAUCUUCCUUAAUCGAUUCAUAAUUAUUUCAUUCUACAAUCAUCAUCAAGCCUCGAAAUUGUCGCUCUCUUCUCAAUGUAUGAAAAGCUGUGUCUCGAUGAAGAAUUGCAUUUAAAAAGACACAAAUCAAAGGAAAUAAGAUUAUUCGCGUCGGUGGAACGACGGAAAACUACGAUUUAAAGCGCGUAUUCGAAGACACGUAUCGCAUUCGCGAGAAACUAUUAUGCAAAUUAUACAAAUCCCGUGAAGAGAAAGAAUGAGAACGAAAAUGAUGAAAAUUCAGCGGAGCGAACAUAUUUAUGAGAGAACGGUUGAGAUUCGUCGUCACUUUUCUCUUUUCUCUUUUUUAUACUUGUUUUCAUUGAAAAACAUGAGAUUUUACUUCUUUUUCUGCUAAACACAACUUAUGAAACUAGUUGUAAAAUUUUCAAGGCAGUAGCGCAUUUUCGUGACAAUUCGAGGACUCAAUCACCGUCAAUAUUAUCCGCCGAACCCUUCCAUUUCGAUAGAGCAGGCGAAUCCAGUUUUUUUUUUAAUCGUCUUUUUUUGUUUCUUUCGACCGAAACUUCCAAGACCCAAACGAAUAGUAAAACACUUGAGAAGAAAAUGCUAUUAUUAUGCUAAAAAUCUUUUAAUGAUUUUGGGUUUGUUUGGGUGAUUAUCAUUUUCGAAUGCAAAUUUGUUUUAUACACGUAUUAUUACGAUUCAUUGAUCAUCGAGGCAGGGAAAUUGAUUGGGAGAGGAGAAUGAAUCUUCGUAAGUGUACCGAGUACAUAUAAUCAUGAAAAAGAAACAAGAAGCAAACGAGUCGAUGAAAAAUGCAGUUUGAACGGUGAAAAAGAAUGUCUCCCUGUUGCUUUUAAUGACUAAUCUAAACUUGUUAGAUGGCGUGUGUUUUGUUAGAAAUCAUAUUAUUUAAAAUUAAUAUAUUGCGGAUUAUUAAUAUUAUUACUAUUAUUAUUAUUUCCAUUAUCUCAUCGUCAUCGUUAUCAUCAUACGGUAUUUAAUAUAUUCAAUUAGAUUAAAAAUUAAUCAUUUUUCGGCGGUGAACUGUCGAUGCAUUAUCGAUAAGCGCGUUCGAAAUACUUGGAGAGCCAGAGAAUUAAGAUUCGUAAACUAAUCAUGGUGGAACGUCUAACGCGUUAAAAACAGACAUAAAAAAAUACAUAAACGUCAGACAUAGAAGAGUCGCCCAUAAUUUCUACUUUUCCCACAAAAUACCAAAACUCGCAAAAAUACCAUUCUCGCAAACUCCCCAUUCUCCUCAAUAUACUCGCAGUAUAUUAUUGUUACUAUUAUCAUUAUCGUCAUCCUCAUCAUCUUCUUUUUCAUUAUUAUUAUUAUUAGUACUAUAACCAUACCAUCAUUACUAUCAUAAGGAGAACUGGAAAACUCUCGGCGAUUAAUUUAUUAAUUUAUUCCUACUAAAUAAUUAUGCGGAUCUGGAAACGAGUAAUGUAAUCGUAUAGGAAUUAUAUACCGUUGAAUCGAAACGCUCUUUUACUGAUGUUGUGAACGAGAGAAAGAGAGAGAGCAAGUGAGUGAGUUUAACAUGUGAAAAAAAUAGUUAGUUUCCCAUAUUGUAUGAAUAAGAAACUGGACGAAAAAUUCAUUCCAUUGCAUUAUUUUCGAUCUGAUCGUUGUGUUUUAAAAAAUCUAGUAGAAAAAAAUUUUGGGAACGGGUAAUAGAAAAAAAAGAGCACGAACGGGAGAAAGUCGAGGUAUAAAAAAUUUCGUUGUUCGUAGUAAAAAAAAUAGGGAUUUCGUACGCUUCCAUUGAGCUAAUCGCUUCCGAAUCAUAACGAGUACGUGUCUGCAUGAAUGCGCGUAUGCGCGUACAAGGGUUAAAAGAACAAAGCCAAAUUGGGAUGCUAGCUUUUUUUUCAACUUUUUAUAACGAGUCAAACGAUUUGUCAAGAGAGUAUAAUGAAAUACUACAAUCGGGGGAGAGAGAAGGAGUGCGCUAAAGGACGAUCGCGUACAUUGAUUAUCGUCUCAGGUGUCCAUUUCAUUGGACGUAGAGAAAAAAUAUUAAUAAACAGCGAAAAGAAAACAAGAAUAGAACAAUGCAAAAAAAAAUCAUGGUUAAUAUGGGAACAUUUUGCACAAAAACGCAUAUCUUACGUUCGUUAUUUUGUGACCAGCUAGGAAAGAAAAUAAGCAUUGAGACGAGGAAACUUCUAAUCUCGCGCGAGUCCUCUCGUUGCUAACAUUUUUUUCAUUUAACAUUCAUUUCGUGGGAUCGUAUCGCACGAUCGAUUUUUCAAUGUGUGCACAAUAUUUGUUGAAUCAGUUCCACCGUCAAACAUAAUUGAGCGAUCAUUAUUUAAAUUUGAUACGAAUGACUAAUGAAUCGCUGAGUAUUAGUAUAAAUUGGUGGUGCAACUGUAACGACAGCAACGAGAGGAUUCGUUAUAAGCCUGUUAAUAGAAAAAAAAAAAAAAUCCUAUACGAGCAUUGAUGAUUGGAACCGCGUGAUGGUAUACCAAAAUCGGCAGUCGCGCGCGUUCAAUGUGAAAUAAGAAUAUAAAAAAAUAAAAACAAAAAAAAAAAGAAAGAAUGCAUGACGUUCAAGUGGUAUCGUCACUUUUAAUUUAAAAAAAAAAAAAAGUGAUGGAUGAACCUCGACGAAUAAAUCAUUGAUAUGAGAUUUAUCGGCGAUUUCCGUUGCGCGUCAGGUACGAUUUGCUGUUAUGAGUUGUUUUCACCGCUCAUUAAUUCUGCAUAGAGAGGGAGGCCUGGAGAAGUGGUGGAGAAAACGAGAGAAACCGCAGCAACAAAACGAAUGGUAACGCGACUCGCCCCGUCGAAAGCGUUCAGCAGAGGCAAGCAAAUAGGGGAAAAAAAAAAAACUUACAAUAGAACAAAGAAAAGAGUUAUUUCUACAUCGGAACUAUAAUAAAAAAGGUUUAAAUACAAAUAUAGAUUAUAUAUUUAGCUAAUUAGAAUAAACCGCAGUACGCAUGCAGACUUAUAUAUAUAUAUAUAUAUUAAUCGAUGAUCAAGUUAAUGACAAUUGAUUAUCAUUAUAUACAGAAGCGUAUGAUGUGUAACUCGUGUUCCUCAAGCUGAGAAUACGAUGGAAAACAGUACAUGGCAUAGAGGAGGGAGGAGGAGGAGGUUACCGGCGGCGAUGGCGGCGAUGAAAGAGAAAAACCACACGCAUAAUAGAUUAUCCUAGGCAUGUACGAGUAUUACGGUGGGAUUUAACGUGAGCUUGAUACGGUGAAUACAAAAAUCGUAUGUAUACGUAUGAUGAGUUACAGGCUGCAGCUGAUGGUCGAUAUUUUAUUACAUAAGAGGUUCGCGGGCAAACGAAUGUGUUCGCAAAUCAAAUGUCCGAUCGAGCCAAUUCCUGACGAUAGUAACGAGUAUCAAAUGAAACGAUGAAAAACACACAAAUAAAAGAUUUAUUGAGUGAUGGUAA